This is a messenger RNA of Galeopterus variegatus (Sunda flying lemur), 6550 nucleotides long. RefSeq names its product mitogen-activated protein kinase kinase kinase MLT (gene MAP3K20). NCBI's taxonomy places the organism in Eukaryota, Metazoa, Chordata, Mammalia, Dermoptera, Cynocephalidae. The coding region runs from base 32 to 1399 and encodes 455 amino acids. Gene Ontology annotation, molecular function: protein kinase activity; protein binding; ATP binding. Gene Ontology annotation, cellular component: cytoplasm. Gene Ontology annotation, biological process: protein phosphorylation. The transcript is spliced from 11 exons. The record is from RefSeq and is a predicted model, not a curated record.
UUGUGGAAGUAUAGUACUUUGUCAUUAUGAGAUGUCGUCUCUCGGUGCCUCCUUUGUGCAAAUUAAAUUUGAUGACUUGCAAUUUUUUGAAAACUGCGGUGGAGGAAGUUUUGGGAGUGUUUAUCGAGCCAAAUGGAUAUCACAGGACAAGGAGGUGGCUGUAAAGAAGCUACUCAAAAUAGAGAAAGAGGCAGAAAUACUCAGUGUCCUCAGUCACAGAAACAUCAUCCAGUUUUAUGGAGUAAUUCUUGAACCUCCCAACUAUGGUAUCGUCACAGAAUAUGCUUCUCUGGGAUCACUCUAUGAUUACAUUAACAGUAAUAGAAGUGAAGAGAUGGAUAUGGAUCACAUCAUGACCUGGGCCACAGAUGUAGCCAAAGGAAUGCACUAUUUACACAUGGAGGCUCCUGUUAAGGUCAUUCAUAGAGAUCUCAAGUCAAGAAAUGUUGUUAUAGCUGCUGAUGGAGUUUUGAAGAUCUGUGAUUUUGGUGCUUCUCGGUUCCAUAACCAUACAACACACAUGUCCUUGGUUGGAACUUUCCCGUGGAUGGCUCCAGAAGUUAUCCAGAGUCUCCCCGUCUCUGAAACUUGUGACACAUAUUCCUAUGGUGUGGUUCUCUGGGAGAUGCUGACAAGGGAGGUCCCCUUUAAAGGUUUGGAAGGAUUACAAGUAGCUUGGCUUGUAGUGGAAAAAAACGAGAGAUUAACCAUUCCAAGCAGUUGCCCCAGAAGUUUUGCUGAACUGUUACAUCAGUGUUGGGAAGCUGAUGCCAAGAAACGGCCGUCGUUCAAGCAGAUCAUUUCAAUUCUGGAGUCCAUGUCAAAUGACACGAACCUUCCUGACCAGUGUAACUCAUUCCUGCACAACAAGGCAGAGUGGAGGUGCGAAAUCGAGGCAACUCUUGAGAGGCUAAAGAAACUAGAGCGUGAUCUCAGUUUCAAAGAACAGGAGCUUAAAGAACGAGAAAGACGUUUAAAGAUGUGGGAGCAAAAGCUGACGGAGCAGUCCAACACCCCGCUUCUCUUGCCUCUUGCUGCAAGAAUGUCUGAGGAGUCUUACUUUGAAUCUAAAACAGAGGAGUCAAACAGUGCAGAGAUGUCAUGUCAGAUCACAGCAACCAGUAACGGGGAGGGCCAUGGCAUGAACACAGGCCUGCAGGCCAUGAUGCUGAUGGGCUUUGGGGAUAUCUUCUCAAUGAACAAAGCAGGAGCUGUGCUGCAUUCUGGGAUGCAGAUAAACAUGCAAGCCAAGCAGAAUUCUUCCAAAACCACAUCUAAGAGAAGGGGAAAGAAAGUCAACAUGGCCCUGGGGUUCAUUGAUUUUGACUUGUCAGAAGGUGACGAUGAUGACGAUGAUGGUGAGGACGAGGAUAAUGACAUGGAUAAUAAUAGUGAAUGAAAACAGAAAGCAAAGUAAUAAAAUUGAAAAUGUUCCAAAAAAAAAAAAAAAACCAAAAGAAACUUGCUAUCAGUCUAUACAAAAUCAGUAAGGAGGCAGAAAACCAAGCACUACAUUUUUAGGCCAAUCACAUUUAUAUGACAGUGAUUUCUUUAUCAGUUUUACUUUUGAUUUAUUUUUGCUUACAGAAAAAUGGGAAAGUUAAGCAAAAAAGGUAUAUUUAUGAAUCAGCAAAUGUGGUGCCUGUUUAUAGAAAUUUGUGAUUCUAUAUACAAUAUAGCAUUUUUUAACUGAGAAGACUUUUUUUAAUGAAUAUAUUUGCCCUUAUUUCCUUUAUUAAAUUGGUCAAGAAAACUUACAUUUUGAACAAGCACUCUUAACUCCUAAUUCUUCUUUGACACGAUUCUUUUGUAACAUACUACUUUUUGUUGUUGUUAUGGCAAUACACUGUAAUGUCAGAAAUGAUUGAUAGGGGCUACAAAAUCCAACAACAAAAAAAUUGAGAUGAAAGAAGGUUAUAACAAAAUGCUCUUCAGAAAUACCUAAAAGCUGAGAAUUUUCAAUUCUAAAUAGCACAGCUACUCAAAGUAAAACCCGAGAAAUGUUCUCAGUAGUACAUUUGAAGACGAAAUACUCUAAUUUGAAACCAGUAGCACAUGUUGCAGGCUUUCAUACCAGCGCUAGCCCUGGAAACUUCUUAACAACAACACACUGUCAUCCAAGGCUUAGAUUGUACUUUAUACAAAGACAAAUAUAUGGUCUUAAAGGGAUGCUUCCAGGCAUGCAAGUGCUGGGUACAUGCCUGCUCUGCACUUCCAGUAAGGGGGGUAUGUGUGGUUAUUUGUUUUCCAGAGGAGCAUAAUGACCCUGGAUUCUAAAUAUACAGAGAAAUAUUUUAAAGAGAAAAUUAAAUAUUAUAAAAGGAAUAAUAAAGAUAAGUUAUCUCUAUUUAGACAAAAACUCAGGCUGAAGGGUCCUUUCUGUAUCAAAUCCAGUCUUCCAAAGUUGUCUUUUUGGGGGCUGGCUGGUUAACUCAGUUGGUUAGAGUGCAGCCUUAUAACCCCAAGGUCAUGAGUUCGGAUCCCCAUACCAGGCAGCUGCCAAAAAACAAAAACCCUCUAAAGUUGUCUUUUUUUUUUGUAACUCUUUUCAGUGUUGCUGGUGUUUUACAGAAGUAGAUAUAGGUGCUACUCUGAAAACCUGUCUAACCAGAGAUAUUUUCAAAGUAUUAUCACAUAUUUUUCAAAGCUUGUUUAAACUAUAAAAUAGUGUUUUAAAAAAUUACAAAACAUUUGCAAUUAUAUAAAUAAAGGCAAAAGAGCAAAGUCUUUUUUCAAUCUAAAUUAGCAAGCAAUCUCAUUUGACUAUUAAACUGAAAGACUUUUGAUGGUUCUUUUUAUGGAAGUUUUAAGAAAGGAUAUCAUAGAUAUUAUCUAAUACCAUUUCAAACUGUAUUCAAUCAUAGAAAGCCUCUUGGAAUUUGAAGCAUUAUAUGAGCUGCCCCAUUAAGAGCUGAAAAGUAUGAUGAAAUGAUCAGUAUGCUGUGCCAGCUUUUAUUUGGAGAGAAAUAACUAAUAAAAUGUCCUGGGUAUGAGAUGGAAAACAGUCUCUAUAGCAUAGUCAUAAAAAGAGGGAUCUGGAGUCUGAUCAUGAUUCAGAAUCCUGGGCCUACUUGCUGUACAAUCUUGGUCAAAUUAUUUAAUCUCUGUGUGUCGGUUUGCUCAUCUUUAACAUGGAAAUAAUAAUAGUAACUGCUUCAAAGGAUUAUUGUGAGGAUUAAAAUAAAUAAUAUAUGUAAAGCACUUAAUACAGUACCAGGCCCAUGGUAAGUGGCCAGUUAAUAUUAGCUACUAUUAAUUGUGCCAAUGAAAAGACACUAAAAAAUAAGUGAUUUCAGUAACCUUCUUGAAAACUAAACUAUCAAUUUCAAGUGAUGUUUGCUUAGUAGUAUGAGAUGAAAUCGAAAGUAGAUAGCUUUCAGGAAAGAUAAAGACAACAUUCUUAGAAUGUAAGCUAUACAAACAGAUUUAUUGUGUUGCUCUUCGAAAACUAUGAGCCCUGGCCAGGUUUACCUGGUCUGAGGUGUUUGCAGGCAGUGCCACCACCCACAGACAAGUAAACACAGAGAGAGCAGGUAAACCUUUCCCCUAGAAGGUGGGUUCCCCACAUACCCAUUCUGCUACAGUUUCUCUGUCUGUACAUGCUUAGAUCCAGAUAACAUGCACACAUAAGUUCUCAGACACAGGGAGGUACGUACCCCCUGACUCAAGUCAGGCCACUCAAGCAGAAAAUAUUGGGGUGGAACGGAAGGGACAGCUUGCAACUCUUGCCUUCCCAACAUGCCCUGGGACUCUGGUCAGCAGUCUGAAGGGAAGAGCCAAAGACUUGGGGUUUAAAAGCUACUGCUCAUCUCCCCAGGCAAAGAUAAAGUCAUCCAUUUAACAAAUAUUCGUUGAGCCCCUCCUCUGUGCCAGGUGCUCUUCUAAAGAACAGCUAGACGAAAAUCUUUGCACACACGGAGCUUACAUGCUAGUAAGCAGGGAUGGACAAUCCAACAAUACAAAUGCAUUAUAUAAUAUGUUAACAUUUGAUAAGUACAUGGUGAAAAAUGAAGCAGGGAGGGAGGAUUAAUCCCAUGGAGGAGUGUUGAGGUUUUUAAAGUGUGGUCAGAAAAGGCCUCCCUGAUAAGGUAGUAUUUGAGCAAAGCUGAAGAAGGCGGAGGGAUUUCUGUGGCUAAUUUCAGGAUUUGUGUACUUUAUGCAAGAAUGCAAACCUUGCUUCUCAUUUAAGAAUAAUUAGCAAUAAAUUUAGAACAUAUUAACUGAAUGAAACUGACUUUCUUUUUUUUUUUUGGAAUUUACAUGUGAGUCCAUCUGAUUAUACAUAAAGUUUUGGUACGUUAAUAAAAGCAUCCAAAUAGGGCCAAAAAGAAAAGUAUCUCUUAACUGCUACUGUCUUUCUCACCAAUAUUCCAGAGAUGAUCAUAGCUUAAUAUUCUACCAUAAAGCAGGUGCAAGAGUUUAGAAUAUAGCAGAAUUGGCCUAGCAUUGGACUGGAUUCAUUCAACAUUAUAGUACUGGCUAUUUUACUUUCUGUUCCAAAUCAGUGUCCUUCUAGUGGUUUGAAAAUAUUAAAACAUCCCUGAAUUCUGAAUCAUAGAAAGAGAAUUUUAUAGUGUUCUCACUCAUUUAGACUCUAUUGAUUUUAUUGAUUUUAAAAGGAAAUGUUUAACCAUAUGCAGAAUUUCUAAUGAUGAUAUUAGUUGUGCAGCUUCUAAUCACUUUUCAGAUCAAUUUUUGAAAUGGCAAAUUACCAGUGUUGGAUUUAAUUCCAGUUACUAGACUUACAAAAAUGUACAUUUAGAAAGAGGAGAAGUAAAGAAAAACUGAAAAAUUUAAGGUUUCAAAGUAAGAAUUGAAACUCUAAAUUGUGGUAAUAAUUGUCAGUCAUACAACUGAAAAUGUAUCACCUUUCAUUUUUUUUUUCUUUACUCAUAAAAUUGAUCCUGUAGAAUUUGAUAACACCCUACUAGUAGUUCUCAACUGGUAUAGCGCUGUAACCUAAUGGGGUUUGGGCGUGCGGGGGCGUAUUUUUGGUUGUUACGGUGACUGGGGUGCCAAUCCGUGCCAGGAAUGGUAACAUCCUGCUUGCUAGAGACAGUCCCACUCAGUAAAAAGUUCCAUCCAAAAUAUCACUAGCAUUGGCCCUUCCCCAUUGAGAAACUUGUUAAACCUGGAAGUUUGAGUUCUUUGUCUAAUUUUUCCCCCUAAACAAAAUACCCAAGUAAAAAAAAAAAAAAAGUGCAUUUUCAGAAUUACAACUACACAAUCUGAGUUUUGUAAGUUUGUGGCUUUAUCUUAAAUCACUAUUUGUGGAAAUGGCUUCUUUCCCCUUAAGAGUGCUGGUAGAAACUUUACAGAACAGCUAAAUUCUGCCUGCGGGGGGGCGGGAGUGUCACUUUCUUAUACACUGAUUCCACAAUAAAUAAAAAAAGAAAAACCUCAUUGAGGUAGCUAUAAUUCUGCAAAGUAGCCAGGCUAAUAAUUUAAAAGACCCCUUUUCCUCACAGAAAAAAAAAAUUCUGUAUUUUUUAAAAGCAGAAUUACAUUUUAUAUUUUAUAGAAUCAGUAGGAAGAGGCUGAAGGCACAUAGCACACUGUUUUUGAUGCUCUGGAAAUGUCAAAGCAUGGUUUUUAGCCAGUGAUUUUUAAUAUGCAGUGGAUUUGUUAGACUUUAACACCAGCUGAUGUAUUCAAACUUGAUCCCCAUUUAAAAAAACAAGAAACUAGGUGUGGAGGAAGGAUUUAGGAGAAAUCCAGAAUCACUUCUCAUAGCAUUACUAUGUAUAUAGCUUUAUUUUUCAGAGUUUUCAUUAGAGUGGUAAGAGUUUUAAAACUUAUUCUGAGUUAAAUGUUGAUUCUUUUUUUUUGCUUUUUGUUACACUGGAUUUGUUGUACCCUUUUGAAACUAGCAGAGUCUCACCACAUAUGUAAUAGAGCAUAAUUUUUCUAUAAUCGGGCACCUUUUGCUGCUGUUGAGUAAGACUGUUUUCUUGUUUAGAUUUCAAGCAUUGCCAGAGAAGAGUCUGUUCUAUUCUUUUGAUUGUAGCAUAGCCUGAUAGCUCUAGAUGCGGCAUUUCUAUGAUGAAAAAUGUGUGUCUAUCAGGAAAUCUAGAGGACUCACCACGAGUUUCAAGCACCUACAUAAAUUAUAUCGUGUGCAGAAUAGUAUAUCUUUUAAUGUCAGAUACCAUACACUGCACAUAUUGCUUUUGCACUCUCUUAAAAAUUUUGUACUAAAUAAUAGAAAAUAUUUAUAUUCUUUGAGUGUGAGCUUUGAAUAGAUGGCAUUAUCACUUUGUUGGUUUUUUUUAAAAAAAAAACAAAAUCUUUUUCUCAUUUAUUCUAUUGCAAUGUUAUUCUGAGCAAGUCCUAUGCCAAAUAUCUUGUAUAAUGUUUGUAUGGAAGAUUAAAUUUUACUUUUGUGUGGUUAGACUAUUGAGUUACUGACUUUAUAGUUGGAAUUUGAUAUUUCAGCACAAAGUCCACAAUGUAUUCAGAAAUCCAAGUUGGUGUCAUACAUUUCAUUUUGAUGUGAACUUUGCUUUCCUUUGUUCUAAGACUCCAUUUUGCAAUAAACGUUUUGACAGUA